This is a messenger RNA of Myzus persicae (green peach aphid), 3311 nucleotides long. RefSeq names its product UPF0193 protein EVG1 homolog. The record is from RefSeq and is a predicted model, not a curated record. The transcript is spliced from 4 exons. Bases 258 to 914 code for a protein of 218 amino acids. NCBI's taxonomy places the organism in Eukaryota, Metazoa, Arthropoda, Insecta, Hemiptera, Aphididae.
CCAAAUAAUGUAACAAACAAAUCAAUUAAGUAAUAUUUUUAUAUUUCCCGUAUUAUUUCAAUGUUUAUACCUACCGCGUCAAUUGCGUCUGUUACCAUGGUUUACGUUUCGUAAACUCGACUGUUUCAUUGAUAUAAUAUUUAAUAGAUAUAAGUAUAAUUUUCAGUGUUAUAUACGCAUUUUACAUCUUACAGUAGUUGCUGUUUAAGAGUUAGUUGUUGCUACACAAUCAUUGUUGUUGUAGAAAAAAAAUCAAAAUGGCGUAUCGGACAAAAAUUUGUAAUGAAGGUGGAAUCUUCAAUGCAUCCAGACCAUCCGAAUACAGUCCAGAAACUCGGAAAUUUUUGAAUGAGUUGAUCAAGGAGAGUCGCUUAACGACGUUACAGCGGAAAUCUCUGCAGGGUUGGCUAAGAUCCCAUGGCGAUUCGCCGUCAACAACAUCGCAUCGUCUCGUGUCCGGACCGUCUGAAGCCCCCAUGAAACGUUUCCGAUCGACCAGACCUCGGAUGCUCAAAGAUAUCGUAGAGUCUGGAGCGUACGAACCGGAAGCCUACAAACCUAGCGCUAGACAAAAAAAUUACACGGAGGAAAAAGAAAAACUGCAGAGUAUUAUGGCUUACGGAAGAGUGACUAAAUUGGAUCCUGUGGCUGUAGUUAAAGUUCCCAAUAUCAAAAAAACCUCCAAUGAAUGUACCGAUGAAGAACUCAUUAACUCAGUGAUAUUGGAAAUUGAAGACCGUGAAAAAUUUCUAGCAGACAUGGAGGGUUUGGGCCAAGGGUCCAAAUACAGUGCCUCCAUAAUCCACGAGAUUCGCGACCGAAUAAAAAAAUUGAAAGUGUUUGUAAGUAAAACUGGAUGUAGUCACAGGCUGGCAGAUGUGAAUGACAUGGCUAAUAAAUAUAGGUUAUGUUAGGUAACCUUAUCCUAGUAGGUACAAAGAAAAAAAUUAUCUAAUUAAUCCACGAUGGAUAAAAUAAAAUUGGCGAGUCUUUUAAAAAUCUAAUUAAUUCGGGUCUAAUAAAUAAAAUAAAAUAGCGUCUUGCAAUUCCUGAUUUCGUUCGAAUAUUUCCAUUGUUGCCAUAUACAUUUCGUACUCGGGUAUCAUUUUCGAACCGCCCGCCGGGACACCGGGAACAAAUAUUUGCGUUACGAACUGGAUAACACUCUGUCGAACGAGUUGAUCGAGUUGAACAAUUGGUGCAACAGACCGACGGUGUGCGGGUACGUUAGAUAACGACACAUUGGAAAAAAUAUUUUAUAUAAAUGAAUAUUGAAAACAAAUAAAUAAGAUUGUAAAAACAAAUAUACAUGUACCAUGUGCAUUUUUCAUGUGCCUAUUAAGAUGCGACUUGUCCAGUUGUCCUUGAAUGUCAUCGAGCGCGGGAAACGUACGCCGUCGUGCAAUUUUCGGGGACGUAAGAACUAUAUAUAUAUAUUGCGUUUUCCUAUGAGCAGGCGCGAAAAAAUAUAUGUUCAUUAGGUAACUGAUAACUCGGCGUUGGGUGGUUAGGUUUGUAGGGGUGGGUGAGGUGAGGGAGUAAAUAUACGUCACUCACUCAUUGGAUCGGGCAACGGGCUAGUGACCAGGGCCAAAAAAGGCCUUGAUUCAGAACCCCCCUUUUCAUACUACUAAUGUAUUUUUAACUACCACUUUGACUUCAAUUUAUUCGUAAAUUGUUAUACUUAUUUUAUUUCAUUUUAAUUUUUUUGUCAUUUUCCCAGGGGUUUAACUUCAAAAUCUAAAUAAAUACAAAAUAGAAAAACUAUUUUCUUACUGAACCCCUACCUAAGACACUGAGUAAGUAGUAUAAUUAUUGAUUUAGUAGCAAUUAAUAUUAUAAUAAAGGUCUAAUAAAUACAUCUUCACAACGAUUUGAAUAAUGUUUAAUAUUUUAAAAGUAUGACAUUAAGUAAGGUAUUUCCAACCCCCUACGAUACCGUUAAAAAAAGGUUCAAGGGUCAAAGCACAACGCCUCCAUAAUCCACGAGAUUUUCGACCUAAUAAAAAAAUUAGAAGAGUUAGUUAGUUAAAAUGUCUGUAGUCGCAGGCUCUGGCAUAUGUGAAGGAUAUUGCCAAUAAAUGUAGAAUACCGUUGGAAUUACCAAAAACAUAACUUUGAUCGUUACCGAUCGUUUGAAUGAUGUAUUUAGUUAGAGAAAUUCUCUGAGCGUACGUACCGGCCGUCGUUGCUAGCUCCCGGAUGGGUGACCACCCUGGAUUUUUAGCAACAAAAUCCUUGCUCACAUACAUACGUGUUUCAACUAACCGUUCCCUCCAACAAAUAGCUAAUGACCAUAGUUUCCGGGCUUUAAAUCAAUAAUAAAAAAACAAAAACAAAAUAAAAUAAAAAUAUUUUAUUCGAAUUGCAUCGUAUAAUUCAAUCGAUUUUCCCGCAUCAUGUAAAAUAAUAUGGAAACAUACUGUGUGACGUGGUCCAACCUAUCAUACGUCUGUAGAAAUUUAAAAUUUAAAUAUAAAUUGAAAAAGCACACAAAAAUGUAAAUCUGUUUCGUUGCGUUCAUUUUAAUACAUGUAUGUAAAUUUUGACCUAAAGUAAACAUAUACAUGUAUAUUUACGUAAGUCCUAAACAGUAUAUCUCAUAUAUAACUAUGUAUCCACAGCAAAUUGAUAAUUUUCAAUACGGUUUUGCCUAUAACUAAUCGUGAAUAAUAUUGUAUUUUUAACUACCACUUUGACUUCAAUUUAUUCGUAAAUUAUUAUGCUUAUUUUAUUUCAUUAAAAUUUUUUUGUCAUUUUCCCGGGGGUUUAAUUUCAGAAGCUAAAUAAAUACAAAAUAGAAAAACUAUUUUCUUACUGAACUCCGCUCUUACCUAAGACACCGAGUAAGUAGUAAAAUUAUUGAUUUAGUUGCAAUUAAUAUUAUAAUAAAGGCCUAAUAAAUACAUGUUUACAACGAUUUGAAUAAUGUUUUAUAUUCUCAAAGUAUGCUUUUUAUGUGAAAUAUUUUAUUUCCUAUCAAUUGUGUAGAUUACCUCUGUUCAACUAAUACCAAAUAAAAUAUAGAUAAGACCUACGAUUUACCAUCAAAUAAAAUAUCCAAAUACUGCAAAUUAUAUUUUAUUACUAUGUACUUCAAAAGUUUCACAGCGGGUACCUUCAAAGCAAACAGCUAUGUUCAAUAUUAAGUUUUUUGAAGAAAGUUAUUAAGAGCAAUAUAGCUUUGAUUUUCGAUUUGUGUUACAGCAAUAACAUUUUAUUUGCGAAAUAUGCUAAUCUACCGAAACAAAAUUAUUUUUUACUUUGUACCUACUAAAAAGUUGUAGAAUAAGAAUAUAUUGUAACGCUGU